AUGGAGAAAAUCGACGCGCUUCUGAGGGGAGCUGUCGCUGAGAGAGACGACACUGCUUGCAAGGACAAGCUGCUCGGAGCUGCGUUUGUGGUGACGAAUCGCGACGGCGUCAUCUAUUCUGGCUCCGCUGGCCGCAUUGACUUCGCCGCAGACUCGCCGGAUUUCAAUGGCGAUACCCUCACCUACGGGGCUUCCUUGACCAAGCUCCUCGCCGCGACCUGUCUCAUGCAGCUGGUUGAGCAGGGCAAGAUGCAGCUGGACUCUGAUGUGCGGCAGAUUGUCCCCGAGGUUCGCGACAUGCAGAUCCUGAGGGGGUUUACGUCCGAGGGCAAGCCUAUACUGGAGGACAAUGAGAGGCCCAUUACGCUCAAACAUCUGAUGCUUCACACUGCCGGUCUCCGAUAUGACGUCGCGGACCCCAACCUGCGAAGGUGGUCCGAGUACAUCGGCAGGCCCCUGGGCAAAACGAUCCGCCUCAGCAAGGACGGCUACAACACGCCGCUGUUGAUGCGCCCCGGCGACGGCUGGAUGUACGGCCCGGCCAUGGACUGGGCCGGCGUGGCCCUGGAGACGGUGACGGGCCAGCGGCUGGGCGAGUACAUGAAGCAGCACCUGCUCGACCCGCUGGGCAUGAGGGACACGGGCUUCCGCGUCAACGGGCUGCCUCACACGGCGGGCCGGCGCGCCCAGGUGACGCUGCGCGACGACGAUGCCGGUUCCCUGUCGGCGUUUGACGUCGCGCCCGUCGAGCCGGAGCUGGACAGCGCCGGGGCGGGCAUCCACACGACGGCGCACGACUACGCGCGGAUGCUGCGGGCGAUGCUGCAGCUGCAGCUGCAAAACCCCCCGAGUCUUCCACUCUCGGGCAGGACGGCGCGAGAAAUGUUUGCGCCGCAGCUGGACGAGCGGCAGAGGGCCGUGCUGCAGGAGUUCCUGUACGACGCGCCGGACAGGCGGCGGGCGUUUAUACCGGAGUUUCCGGAUGGCGUCGCGCUGCAGUACGGGUUUGGCGGGCUGUUGGCGUUGGGGGAAUUGGAGGGGCAGAGGAGGGCGGGGAGUCUUUCGUGGACGGGGGCGGGGAAUUCGCGAUGGACGGGCAUUGCCGGGGUGCUGAUGACGGCGGUGUUUCCGCUUGGAGAUGCGGUGGCGUGUCGGCUGUAUACGGAGCUGGAGAGGGCGGUUUAUGCUGAGCUGGUCAAGUGAAU
This is a messenger RNA of Trichoderma citrinoviride, 1205 nucleotides long. RefSeq names its product beta-lactamase/transpeptidase-like protein. The transcript has 4 exons. NCBI's taxonomy places the organism in Eukaryota, Fungi, Ascomycota, Sordariomycetes, Hypocreales, Hypocreaceae. The coding region runs from base 1 to 1203 and encodes 400 amino acids. The record is from RefSeq and is a predicted model, not a curated record.